Molecule: messenger RNA, 2403 nt
Organism: Drosophila subobscura
Lineage: Eukaryota; Metazoa; Arthropoda; Insecta; Diptera; Drosophilidae
Gene: RNaseZ
Product: ribonuclease Z, mitochondrial
Exons: 2
Coding region: 48-2342 (764 amino acids)
Biological process (GO): mitochondrial tRNA 3'-end processing
Cellular component (GO): mitochondrion
Molecular function (GO): 3'-tRNA processing endoribonuclease activity
Source: RefSeq, a predicted model, not a curated record
GACGACCGGCCACACCGUCAGAGUUCCGCGGGGCAAACGAAAUACGAAUGAUUUUGUUGAAAUUAGCGAGGACGCCGCUUUAUGGAACACUACGAAAACUGAAAAUGAGCAGCUCUGUGGCUGCCAUUGCCUCGGCCACGGAUCCGUUGACUGGGCCCAAGUACGAGCGAGAGCCGAAUGUGCUGCGCAAGAAGCUGGCUUCGGUGGUGCCCGGCACGGUGAGCCUCCAGGUGCUCGGAGCCGGAGCCAAUGGCUCCCCCAGUGCCGUCUAUCUGUUCACGGACCAGUCCCGUUACCUGUUCAACUGCGGCGAAGGCACCCAGCGGCUGGCACACGAGUACAAGACGCGUCUGUCGCGCCUGGAGCAAAUCUUCGUGACGCGCAACACGUGGGCAGCUGUGGGCGGACUGCCUGGCCUGGCGCUAACUAUUCAGGAUGCUGGCGUGCGCAGCGUGGGCCUGCACGGGCCGUCGCAUCUCGCCACCAUGCUGCAGUCGAUGCGGCGCUUCGUUGUGCUCAAGAAUCUGCAGAUGCAAACGGUCGACUGCACCGCUGGCAGCUGCUUUGAGGACUCCAUUCUGAAGGUGACUUCGCUGCCGCUGGAGAGCGUGCAGGAUCCGGAGAAGGUGGUGAUCAACUACAUCUGCCAACUGAAGCCCCGUCCGGGUGCCCUCAACUUGGUCAAGUGUGUGGAGAAGGGCGUGCCGCCGGGUCCGCUUCUGGGGCAGCUAAAGAACGGCCACGACAUCACGCUGCCCGAUGGCAAGACGGUUCGUUCCGUGGAUGUCACGGAGCCCGGCGAAACGGCGCUCUCCUUUGUGUUCCUCGAUGUGCCCAGUGAGGACUACCUUGCCGGACUGCUUACCCAUGCGAAGACCAUCAAAGAUCUGGGCGAACAGCAGCUCACGGAGGUGGCAUUGGUGGUGCACUUUACUCCGCACGAAAUCACCUGCUGUCCGGGCUAUCAGAGCUUUCUGCGUAACAAUUUCUCGCCUGGCACGCAGCACAUUUACCUCAAUUCCCCGCAAAACCAAUUCUCGGGUUACGCGGCUGCCCACCGCAUUCAGCAUCAGCUGCACCAGCUGGCGCCUCAGAUAUUUCCACUCCUCAGGGAGCAGCUGCCCUGCCAGAGUCAGAAUCUUAGCCAGAACCUGAAGAAAACGAAGCUGAAUGAGGCAGACCCCGAUGACGAGGUGGAUGCAAGCACGGAAACGGAACAGGGCGUGGUGUCCAUGACGAGCUUCCACCUGCGUCCCAAGAAGGGUCUCGAUCAAACUCUCGCAGCCAAACUUACGCCAGAGGAGUAUGUGAAGGAGACGCAUGCCGUGCCCGGCUUCACGGAGCUGUUGGCCAAGUUGAAGGCCGAAACCGACUUCACAGCUGUAUCCCCUGACAGCAGCUACCCAAGAAUCAUCUUCCUGGGCACGGGCUCCUGCAUUCCCAACAAGACGCGCAACGUCAGCUCCAUUCUGAUCCAGACUGCGGCGGAGGCUUUCAUGCUGCUCGACUGCGGAGAGGGAACGUACGGGCAGAUUGUGCGGCUCUAUGGCAGCACAAAAGCCGCAGAGGUGCUGCGGCAGCUGCAGGCUGUGUACGUGUCUCACCUGCACGCGGAUCACCACAUUGGACUGAUUGGGUUGCUGAGGGAGCGCCGACAACUGUCCCCGAUGGCUCCGCCGCUUCUGCUGUUAGCUCCCCGGCAGAUCGAGCCAUGGCUGCAGUUCUACCAUCGCCAAAUCGAGGAGAUUGAGGAUGCGUACACUUUGAUGGGCAACGGAGAGCUCUUGGCAAGUCCCCUGACUGGAGAGGCAGUGGAACCGUUGGGCAUAACUGCGAUUGCCACCUGUCUGGUCAGGCACUGCACCAAUUCCUUUGGCGUGAGCCUCACCCUGAAGGCCAAACACGAUGGCGAGCCCAUCAAGAUCACCUACAGCGGCGACACCAUGCCCUGCCUAGACCUCAUCGAGCUGGGACGCAACUCCACCGUUCUCAUUCACGAGGCCACCAUGGAGGACGAUCUGGAGGAGGAGGCGCGCAUCAAGACGCACAGCACCAUCUCCCAGGCCAUCCAGCAGGGACGCAACAUGGGAGCCAAGCACACAAUUCUCACCCAUUUCUCGCAGCGCUACGCCAAGUGCCCGCGCCUGCCCAGUGUGGAGGAUAUGCAACAGGUGGCCAUCGCCUUCGACAACAUGCAGGUGACUGUGGAGGACCUGCAGGACUAUCACAAGCUCUAUCCCCCGCUACUGGCCAUGUAUGCGGAAUAUACCGAGGAGCUGGAGCAGCGGGCGGUCAAGCGAGAGCUGAAGCAGGAGCGAAAACGAAAGUUGGCACAAACGUGAUUGCCAGCAGCCAGCAGCCAGAAGGAGGCAUGUAGUUGCCGGUCUACUGUUUAGCUUAUGU